GUUUUACUCUCCAGUCCUAUCCCAGACCUAGAGCUAGUUUUAACUACCACCAUGAGAAUUUUACUCAUUCUCUCCCUUGCUUUAACCUUACACCAAACAAAUGCUCAGUUCUUUAAUGCCUUAGCAAAUCUUUUCCGCCCAGUGACAAAUAUUUUCGGCGGUGGAAACAGAUUCGUCGAUGAUGGAACCCAAAAGCCGAAAGCCGAUGGACGAGAAGAACUAUUUCCGUCUGAUUGUGGUCGAGAGCCGGGUUCAGGGACAGGGAAACUAUGUUUUCCAGACGGUCUCCUCUGCCAAGAACGAGUAAACAGAGGUGGUGUUCAGAGGUUCGGAGGUCAUACUUACUGGUUCAGCUGGCUGGAUAAUGACUCAAGCGUCAGGAACGCUAAGUGGGAUUGGUUCAAUGCCAGGAACUACUGCAGGAAACGUUGCAUGGACCUCGUCAGCUUCGAGACCAAGCAGGAGUACGACUGGGUUAAGGGAUUCAUCAACGGAAAUGUUCCCUAUUUCUGGACUUCUGGUCGUCUUUGUGAUUUCGACGGAUGUGAUCGUCCGGAUUUCUUCCCUAAGAACAUAAACGGAUGGUUCUGGUCCGCUAAUCAGUUUACAGUAUCUACAUUUCUAUCUCCAACCAAUUCUAACUCUGCUUUCCACGAUUGGUCUCAAACCGGAGGAGCACAGAGGCCCCAGCCUGAUAACAGGGAACAAGUCCAGCAAGGAGGAGAGAGUGAAUCGUGUAUGGCUGUCCUGAACAAUUUCUACGGAGAUGGAAUAAAGUGGCACGAUGUUGCUUGUCAUCAUGAGAAACCAAUUAUCUGCGAGGAUGUUGAGGGGCAUCUUAACUUUGCCAGGCAGACCUUCCCUAACAUCAGAAUCCCUUAAACUAUUCACACCGUAACACUUGCAACACUUGUUUUCUUUGCUUCAAAAACUUUCCAAUUAUAGCGUCUUAAUAUCUAUACUUUCAUUCAUGAAGGCUUUUAACCGCAAUUCAAAAUCAAUCAACUUUGCUUUUUAAACCUUUUUUUCGCUCUCUUUUAUCUCUUCCUAUCCAUUAUUUAUUUAUUUAUUUAUGUAUUUAUUAUUAGACUGCUGCUGCUUUGUACUUGAAAGAAUUGUAAACACCUAGUCCUAGUCAAUUGAAUAAAGAACUGACUCCUAA
Messenger RNA from Eurytemora carolleeae, 1162 nucleotides. RefSeq lists its product as uncharacterized. Bases 52 to 882 code for a protein of 276 amino acids. The transcript has 7 exons. Lineage: Eukaryota; Metazoa; Arthropoda; Copepoda; Calanoida; Temoridae. The record is from RefSeq and is a predicted model, not a curated record.